UUCCGUCAAACUGUUCUGUUGCUGGUUAUUUGCAAUGCGGGCUAAGCUACUACUACUCUAUUAAGCCGAACCUUACUGCUCCAAAAGCAACAACUGCGUUCGUUCGCUUGCUUUCUAUUUGGUUCCGUUUGUGUUUUUUUGUUUUUUGUUUUUAACAAUUUUGUCUGGUCUGUGCUCUGGCUGUGUGGUCGGUGUGUAUGCAUGUACAUAUGUAUGUAUGUACGUGCUCAUUGCUAAAUUAAUCAUGUAAGCGCGAGAACGACAACAACAGGCCAGACAACAAGUAACAAUAAUAAGCGUUAACCUGCAACAACAACAGCAACAGUACCAAUACAACUGCAAUUUCAAAUUCCCAAACAAAAACGGGUUUCUUGUAAUAAAUCGCGCCCCGGAAACUGUUAAUCUUAUUGCUUUGCCUUUUCUAUUAAAUAUAUGACAACGUGUGUCAUAGUGUUUGUGUAUCGAAAUUAUUUCAUAAAUUAUUUCGUUGAAUAUACAAAAAGUACAAAAAACAAAAUAAUUCAAAAUCGGCUACAAAAACAAAGCACAAUCUCAGUGCAAGGUAACGGGCGACAGAAAGUCGUACGAACAUUCGGAGCGCGCGCGACGUUGGCGGCGAUUUCCAAUACAAAUUGAAAUACCAAAGAAAAAAGACAAGACACACACGCACACAUAAAUAAACAAACGAAAUAAAUACUGCGCGUACACCUUCGAAUUAAGAAUAUAGUGUGAACUCACUCUAACGCAUACGAAAUUAGAGCGUCGUAACUACCACCAACAGCUGCUAGAGCGAGACGUGCGACGUCAGCGAGUUGCCAUCGGGGCGGCUUGCUAUAGUAGUGUGGCAACGAGUGUAGUGCAAAUGUCAAAAGAAAUUACAACACUGCAGUAAAGGAGAAGAAGGUGAACGACGAGCACCAAUAACAACAAAGUGGCAGCAGCAUCGGCAGUACAACAACAAAAAUAACAAGUUGUUUUAGUGGUUGGAAAGAAGAAGAAGCCGUUGUGGGCCGCCUGGCCCAAAACAUAAACAAACCUGAAAAGAAUUCAAAUUAAUCUCUCAAUUUGUACAAAAAAUAAAAAACUAUCUAUAUAUAUAUUAAACGGAGCGCCUAAAGACGCUCGGCGGCCAACCCCCAAAUGAGAAAAUGCUGCCUGCCAUGCAAACAGCCAAAGGAACGGGAACGAGCACAUCACCGCCAUCACCAUCGACGUCUUCCAACAAACGUCAACCACACAAGCCGAGCAUAGGACGGUCCAACCGUUCUCAGGAUGAUGAUCCCGAGGGCGCAUGCAAUACCAGCAGUAAUCGAAAUUUUUACAAUCAUCGUUCAUCGACCGUACCAUAUGCUAGCCAUUUGGCCAAAGCAGAUUACGAUGUCAUUACGAUCUGCUCGGAUACGGCGGUCAGUAGCAGCGCUACCGCUAAUGCCAUUGCCACUUCCUCGCCAGGCUCGAUUGCACGCGUAGCCGUUAAGCCGCGUUAUUUAAACCGACCCCAGACCAGCGCUCCACUCUUGGCAGCCAGAUCGGUUAAACACUGCUCCCGGACCGGCAUCAAGAGCAGCACCUCACCAAACAUUGUAAUGGCUGCCAAAUCGUGCACAGGGUUUGGUGAUCAGGAACAACAGGAAGGAUUGCUUGAACACCAUCAUCACCACCAUCUCAAAAAUGGAGUGGUCAAUGGUGGUGGGCACCACAGAAAGAACAGCAUGCAUGCUGUCCAGUCAAAUGGUUCGCUUCUCAGUCGCUCUGGCGGCGAUGGCCCACGUCCUGGUAUUGACAACGACAUUAAGAGCGACAGAGACGAUAUUGUGGACAACAGUGAUGUCAAUGACGUUGAAGCUGGCGCCGCUUUUUCUGCCGUAGCCAGCCGUACGAUGAUUGGAACCACGACAACGCCUAUUAUCACGCCCACACCAUCCUCCACACUGGGUGUUAAUAUGCGUGUCACUGGACAGUGCAGUCAGGGAGGCCGCAAAUAUAUGGAGGACCAGUUCCUGGUGGCCUAUCAGAAGUCACCGGUCACCGAUGAUUUGGAAUAUGCCUUUUUUGGGAUUUACGAUGGUCAUGGUGGGGAUGAGGCAGCCCUAUUUGCGAAGGAACAUCUUAUGCUCGAGAUUGUGAAACAGAAACAGUUCUGGUCUGAUAAAGAUGAGGAUGUAUUGCGCGCCAUACGCGAGGGUUACAUUGCAACCCACUUUGCCAUGUGGCGGGAGCAAGAGAAAUGGCCUCGUACCGCCAACGGUCAUCUGAGCACCGCCGGCACCACCGCCACAGUCGCAUUUAUGCGACACGAAAAAAUAUAUAUAGGUCAUGUCGGCGAUUCGGGAAUUGUGUUGGGGUACCAAAAGGAGAAUGAGACCACCUGGCGUGCCAAGCAACUGACUACGGAUCACAAGCCAGAGUCCGUGGAGGAGAAGACGCGCAUUCAGCGAGCCGGCGGCAAUGUGACUGUGAAGUCGGGUGUGCCGCGUGUGGUAUGGAACCGGCCACGUGAUCCCUUCCACCGGGGCCCCAUCAAGCAGCGCACGCCUGUCGAUGAUAUACCAUUUCUAGCCGUAGCUCGUUCACUGGGCGAUCUUUGGAGUUAUAAUUCCCGGUGCAGGGAGUUCGUUGUCAGCCCAGAUCCCGACGUCAAGGUGGUCAAAAUUAAUCCAAACACAUUCAGAUGCCUUGUCUUUGGCACGGAUGGCCUGUGGAACGUGAUGACGCCGCAGGAGGCGGUGGACUGUGUGCAGGAGCAGCUGAACAUGGGUGAGCAAGAUACAAUGAAUCCGAGCAAAGCGCUGGUCGAUCAAGCGCUGAAAACGUGGGCGUCCAAGAAGAUGCGUGCGGAUAACACGUCCGUAGUAACUGUGAUACUGAGCCCGGCCGAACAAGCCGCUCCAUCAAACUGUGCGCAUUCAGAUGCAAAUGGAUCAAAUCAUUGGUUGAGUGAACACCCACGCAGCCCUGGAACCACAGCUCUACGCAUUGAUGAGUACGAGCAUGAUACCCCAUAUAGUGCCUUGGCCCAGGGCCAUUUGCCCCCAGAGUUGUAUCGCAAUUACGACUAUUAUGAGCAGGAGGAGCCUGAGGAAGAGCAAGAAGAGGAGACAGAUGAGGAGGAGCAGGGGGCGAUGGUAUUGGUUGAACGCUCAGCCACACGCACCACCCUGGUGGCGCAUUUAGAAAAGGAUCGAGUGUCUAGUCACAGCAAAUAUGGUCGCAAGCUGCGACUGGAAUCACGCACAGUUAUUGGCCCCACCAUCAGCUCGCCCUGGAACGUUGUCCACGAAGAGGAACCAACUGUUGCUGUCCAACACCACUCGUCCAUCUCCAAGGAACUGCAUGAUCUGCGUACAUUAGUGGAGGACAUCGAGGACGAUGACAUGAACGAGGGCGAUGAAGACGAGGACGAUGAAGAAGCAUUGGAAGCGGACCGAAGGAACUCUUCCAGUGGACUGGGAGUACUAUAUAGCGAUAUGAGCGUUGUCAAUGGAGUGGUGGCCCCCACCCAUUACCACCCACUGCCAAAUUGUGAUGCAAUGGCGCACAUAGCCGCCGCCGAUAGCAACAGCGAUGACCUAACCGAUCUAGAGCACAGCUUUAGCACCAGCUAUGUUUCGGCAGCGACUCCAGCUGAGGGCUACAGCUUUGCCGAAUCCUACAACUCAAUCCUCAAUGAACAGCAAGCGGCGCGCACACGUGUCGCGUUCACCACAGUGCCUCCAGAGCCGGCAGCACACCAUCAGCUGCAACAGAGCAAUGUGCGUAGUAUGCAGGAGAUACUACAGGAGCAGCAGCGCUACCAGCAGCAGGAAGGCUACUCACUGACUAGGCUGGAGACGCGUCGUGAGCAACAACAACAGCAGCAGACAGUUAUUGCGCCUAUCGGCGAUUACGAGGCAUCCCCAUCGCCGUUGAUGGAACAGUCCCAAGUGGAAGGAAGUUGGCCGCGCGGGGAAUAUGUAAGCAUAUGUGCGGCGGUUCGCGAACAACAGCAGCAGCAGCUUCUGCAGCUAGAUGCACUGUUGCAGCAGGAACGGGCUGAAGAGCAACAGGUAGCCUUAGAACAGCGACUGCUGGAGCAACAACAACAGCAGCAGCAGAAACAACAACAACAGCUGCCCGCAGUGGUGACCAUAUGCUCGAUUGAAGCGCUCGACCAGGUUGAAGAGGAUGAGCCGGACGUGGAGCAAGUAGACGACAUUGAGAAUAUCGAAGAAAUUGAAGAGCUUGAGCAGAUCGAAGAGGAUGAAUCAAACUACUCGGAGUGGACCAGCAGCAGUUUGGUCACGCCCAUGGAAAAUGAUGAUGGAGUCGAGCUGACGGCCCUGACAGAACCCUCUGUUGCCAUGGAGCAGGACGAUGACGACCAGAUAUGUGCUGCUCCUGAAGAGCCCACGUUACAGGAUAAUCAAGUCAGCUCCACUCUACUGACGCCCCCGCCCACAGCGGAAAAUCUAAACACAGCUGUGCUCCAAUUCCACGAGACUGUUGCCGAGAUACGCAAGGAGGACGCACAUGCCGUGCAUUUUCUAAUCGAGCAGAUCCAGAAACUCCAGGAGGUCGACUGCACGCCGGUGCUAGCCACUGCCAAUGUGGGUGUGGCCAUUGAACGUGCCGCUGCCGCCGCCACUGAGCUACAAACGCCCUCAUCCGCCUCAACCAGCAAGCUAAAGGAUGAGGCAUCAUCGUCCUCGUCGUCGUCACCGCCGUUGGUCAGACGCCGUCAAAUGCGGCGGUUUCGCAAUGUGCCCAAUGAGAAUCAUCGCCAGCAGUCACCUUCCUCAUCACCCAAUUCACAAAUGCAGACCCGCUGGCGCCAGAAGUUCAAGCACACCAAAACCAAAUCCUUUAUUACCAGCAGUGCGGCGGCCAUUGUCGCCUAUGGAGAAAGCCAAACGGCCAGAAACAACAACAACAACAAUAAUCUCAAAACACCGUCUAGUGGCGGCAGCAGUGGCGUGGCGCGACGCAGCAACAAUAAUAAUACCAACACCAGCAAUAGCAGCACCAAUGCCGCGAAGAUGAUGAUGACCCGGCGCAGUCAAAGCGUCAGUCUGAAUGCUGGCAGUGUUGUUAGUAAGCGGCAGUUGCGCAGCAGCAUUUGUAAUAUGGACAUGACGAAGCGAACGUUGCGCACUCGGAAUAUGCCACCACCUGGCACCCCAACUGGCGCACCUAAUACUCCAAGCGGUGGUAGUAGUGGUCACUCAUUUGCCCGCGGCACGACCACCACAGCCGGCACCCAAACGGGUGGGACGCGCACGGCGCGAAACUCGCGGCGUGGCCACCAUGACGGACAGCGUGUUCCGGAGCAGCAGCUUAUGGCUGUGGUUGCCUCCAAUCGAGCUGCGGUGGAGCAUCGUCGCUGUCUGCGCAGCAAUCUUGUGGUUGCCACCAGCGGCAGCAGCAGCAGCAUCGGCGGUGUUGGUGGCGGCAGCAGCAACACUGGAGGAUUUAGCAAGUCCACGCGCCUUCAAUGUGGUGGCGCUAUUGCGGCGCGCCCGCCACCCUCGCCCAAGAAACUGCAAGCGGCAGCACCCACUUUGGCUAUGGCGGCUGUGACGGAGUUAAAUAAACGCUGGUCUCUGCGCAGCAGCAGCAGCAACGGCCACGCCCACAUGACACGCCGAAUGCUCACAGGCAGCGGGAAUGGCAAUCACAAUAAUGGUCGCUUAAUGCUGACCAACAUGGUCUCUGGAGGAGUUGGUAAUGCUAAGGAUGGCUUGAUUGAAGGAUCAGGUGGCGCUGCUGGUCAACUAGUGUCCUCCCCCCUCAGUACUUGCUACGGUUCACGAACGCGUCACUUGACACGCAAGCGCUGAAUCCCCCCAACCCUCGAAUCCCAAUCGCUGACCGGCAAUAACAAAACAAACCGAGUACAAAAUAAUUAAAUGUAUUAGAAUAAAAGUGAAACACACACACACAUACCCUUAGCGUAAAAAGAAAGAAAAUAAAUAAACUUCCAGGCAGCAAUAAGAACAAACGUAUAGAAAGAGAACACAAAAAUGUUAAUCACAAUUUAAGACGUAUGUAUAUAUAACUAUAUAUUUAUAUAUAUAUAAAUAUAUACUUAUAUAUAUUUGUAUUUUAACACGCAACAAAAUUCUAAGUUCUAAAUUAAAG
Messenger RNA from Scaptodrosophila lebanonensis, 6117 nucleotides. RefSeq lists its product as uncharacterized. The transcript is spliced from 3 exons. Lineage: Eukaryota; Metazoa; Arthropoda; Insecta; Diptera; Drosophilidae. Gene Ontology annotation, molecular function: cation binding; protein serine/threonine phosphatase activity; mitogen-activated protein kinase binding. The coding region runs from base 1149 to 5816 and encodes 1555 amino acids. Gene Ontology annotation, cellular component: cytosol; nucleus. Gene Ontology annotation, biological process: protein dephosphorylation. The record is from RefSeq and is a predicted model, not a curated record.